UGCAAUCAAGGACAAAAACAAAAGUACUGGUGUGUCGGCAGAGGGUGAUAAUGUUGACAUUAAUCACAUUAAGGUUCAAAAGAAUAAUCUGAGCAUGGCUAAAGCAGCGCUAGGCUAAGGACUUUUCUGCAGAGUCAUCUGUGUUAACAUGUUAACACAGUUAACGGAUGAAAUUUAACGGAAACAGAGUUGGAACAAAACGGGAUAAAUUUGGAAAGUUAUUUAUAUGCUUUUGCUGAAGCCGGUUCAUAAGAACCCGAAUCGAUCGGAGUGAAUGAAGCGUUUCUUUGGAGCGUGUUUGAUCCGAGGAUUAACCCAGAUUGUUACAGCAGCAGUGUGUGUGGGAGUGAGGUUAAGUAAACCGCGUCGUGUGCUCCUGGUGAGGAAGGAACAUGCAACCCGGUUUAACCGGGUGGCUCACUGUUCAGGGCCAACAUCCAGGCAGAAAUCAGGUUUAAUGGAAGAUAAAACAACAAAUGAUUUACCUGCACUCAGCUCUUAAUGUCAUUAAAUGAUCAAUGCUACUGCUUUAAUGCUUUCAUCAUGGCAGCCUGUGUGACCGGUCAGGAAAACUGGUAACUGUGCCAGUUUCUUCCUGGCCUCCAGCCACUGAACCAGGCAAGUCUUAUCCGCUCUAAUGACUCCUCAGGAUGUGUCGGUCGGAUCGACACGCCUUCCUUUCUCAAACACACACUCACUCGGAGGUUCACCUGGAUCCCCGCCUGGCGCUCAGCCCUGCAGCGUGGCGCGCUCGGACUCGGGCAGCCGGUCCGCGCGGCGUGGCGCUGCUGGUGCUGCCUGAUCUGUGGAGGAAACGUACAGGAAGGCUUAUCCCUGCACACAGUCAGUGUGUGUGUGUGUGUGUGUGUGGAUUAGACGGGUUACACGGUGGAGACGGCAGCAGAGGCAGGUUGGUCAGUCUCUGUUUUGGUUUGCUCAGGGAAACGGAUGAUGGAGGAAGUUUACUACAGCAGCAGCGUUUGAAACAAUAAACCGGUCUGGGAUGACGGCAAACGUUUUUCCACAACCUGGUUUUGCUUUAGAACCAUGUUGGAUAUCAGUUUUAAACCAAGUGUGUUUCAGGUCUGAAUAAAUGGGGGAAAAUAAAAUAAAAUGGACAUUAUUCCCAAUGUCCAACCAAACAUACGUCCUUUCUUCCGUCUGUCCAUAUUUCGAGGUUGACCUUCGUCCUCAUUUCAGGAUAAAAGUUUGUAUUUAUUUUCUGAAAAUGCUACAAAAAUGCUUGCUAUGUUCUUCUCUUGUCUUGGCUAACUUCUUGAUAACCAUUAGCUGAAUGAGUUUUCUUCAAUUAAACCAACAAAAAAACUAAAAUUAUAUUAUUUUUGCACAAAUAAAACUAAUAACUGUAACGAUAAAGAAGAUCCUUCAGUCUAUUGGUUUCUGUUAGAAACUUUGGAAUAACCUUUGACCUGGGUUUCAUUUUGGAAAUCAUGUCAAAUCCCUGGUUUGAUUUCAGUUUUUUUGUGAAACGUCUCCAGCUUUACCUGUUUUCUCCUCUUCUGACAUAGAAAUCUGAAUCCACACUUUUGUUUUGGCUCGUCUGGGUUAUUGGAAUGUGCUUCACAGACGUCUAACCAAAACAUCCCUAGAACGGUUUACUCCUGAUUAAAUCCUCAAAAAUGUAUCUUGUAUUUAUACUUCUAAUACACUGUGGCCUAGUCAAAGUCUGGAUUUAAAUCCUAGAAUCCAAUUGAGUUGAAGCAUYGUGACCUUACAUGGAUAUUUCCUGCCUGAAAACCUUCCUUUGGGGAUGAAUUGAAACAUUUUUGCAAAGGAACGCGGGUCAAAAUCCGUCCGCAGGGUGUAAAAGAUAAUGACCAGUUAUAAGAAACGCUUGUUGGCGGAUGUUCCCACCAAGGGCGRCGCAACCAGUUAUUAGGUCUGGGCUCAGUUUUCAUCAUUUGAAGCCUGCAAUUUAUAUUUACUCUGGUUAUCUUUGUCUGAUAUUAAAAUCUGGUGAUCUAAAAAUGUUUACGUGAUUAUAGAGACGGUCCUGUCUGGUACGAAACUUUCAAAACUGUUGACAAAGUUAAAUUGGUUUUGUUUCUGGGCAACUGUAAAAUGAAAUUCAUCAAGAUUUAUUUACAAUUAGUUUCUUUGAAAUGUGAUUUCAGUGUAUACACAACUGCAGAAAAAACAGAUUUAUGACUCUAAGCCACUCACACUUUGAGGAGGUAACUCCGAACGACCACUAGUAGAUCGUAAAUGCAAAAUAAAUUGGCCAAUUUAAAACAAAAUUUAAAAAUGGCUUUAUUAUUACAGAGUAACAAAACCCCAAAUCAACUUUUUUGCAUUAAAUUAUCUAAACUGGUACUUAGAAGGUGCUGUUUUUGUAUUUCUGUACAAAUUGUGACAUUUUUGUGAAAAUUUGUUUAAUUGUGUGAUAUUUGGCCUUAAGCCGUCUCAGUGCUGCCCUCUAUGGGUUGAAUCUUGGCUACUGCAGUGGAAUUUUCCUAUUGGUUGCAAACGGUACAGCUUGGUUCAUGUCUACCUCACAGUCCCGUUCUGGUGCAAAGACUCUCAUUCAGACACAUUGAUAAAGUUUCUCAGCUUUACACAUGUGAUUCAUUUGCACAUGGAGUGAAAUGAGAAAAGUCUCCAGAUUUCCCACUUUUUGAAAAAAAAAAUUUGCUAGAAGUAUCUUCAAUUUUCUAAAUAUAGUGACAAAAAUGCUAAGUUGGUCACUUUUGACCUGAACACAUCCCCACACUUAGUCACGCCCCUCAGUGUAUCUUGGCCACGCCCACUUUUGGUGGAAUUUUUUUCUAAAUUUGGCUUUGGGCAGCGUUUUGCUUUCACAGGGAAUUUAGUUACACUUUUAACUACAAAUUUGAAGCUUUCACUUGUUUGUGUGUGUGAGAGAGGGAGAGAGAGUUGGAGCAAUCCUUGGUGCCCUCUGCUGGCCUGGAGGAUCCAAACAGUAGCUUACUUAGCUUAAAUGCUAAUCAUGCUUAGUUUAAAAUGUCAAAAAGCUUUUGCUGCACAGAACAAAGCUUAGAAAUUCAAGACUAGUUUAUUCUCACACCUCGGAAAUAGUCUCUAUCCUACUGAACACUUUAGUCUUUAUUUGACUGUAUUUUGCUUUUGUUUGCUCAUGUCCAAAAGUAGCUUUCCCUGUAGUUUAGCAUAAAGAUGGCAGCAGAAUCCCUCUCUUUGUUGCAGAUGAGAACAAUGUCGGAUGAGGCGGAACAGAGAACGUGUGAUGAGGACUUUGGUUCUGAGGAAGAGGAGGGCGAGGAAGGAGACGUGGAGUCCUACCUGGAGGACAACAGCAGCGAGCUCAUGGACCGACUCCGAGAGCUGGAGGCGGAGAACUCUGCUCUGAUGUUGGCGAAUGAGAGCCAGAGGGAAGCUUAUGAGCGUUGCUUAGAUGAGGUGGCCAAUCAUGUGGUCCAAGCUCUGCUUAAUCAGAAGGAUCUGCGGGAGGAGUGCAUCAAGCUGAAGAUGUUGGUGUUUGACCUGGAGAGACAGAACCGCGCGCUCUGUGAGCUCUUCCAGCAGAAGCUGCCCAACCAUCCCACCACUCACUACCAGGUCCAGGCGGGACCCCUCCCAGACUACAAUGCACAGCUGCACAAUGACUCGGCCAAACAGGUGGAGCCGGCCCAGACUGAAGCACAAGCCAAGGGAAAUGGCUUCCGCACACAACAUGCCUCCCCGGGCCCCCGCGGCCCCGCCGCCUCCAUGGAGGCCCUGUCUCCAUUCUUCAAGAAGAAGGCGCACAUCCUGGAAGUCCUGCGCAAAAUGGAGGAGACGGACCCCCUGAAGUUCCACCCGUCCACCACGAGCUUGUCUUUCUGCGACUACAGCCAGGUGCUGAUGUCAACAGAGGCUGUUCUUGCCACCGCAGACUCCCACCCGGUCCAGUGCAAGUCCCACCACACACACUGUCACUGCUCCUGCAGCGACGCUGACGCACACCAGCACGUCAACGGCGACGGCGCGGUGAAGUGUGAGGGAGCGAGCACCUGCUGUUUACACUGCAAAAGGAGUCCGGACAGCGCUCCGAAGCCAUGCAACCAUGUCUGUAGUCCAUCAAAAGCCAGCUCCUCCGCCCAGAGUCAUGCUCCUGCAGCCACAACGAGCGAAUGUCACAGUAAGGCCCGAGCAGGAGAGUCCAAGCAAUGUACCGUCAACAAGGUCCACCAGCAGCCAGUAGGCACCUCGGCCCACUCAGCCACAGAGACAGCUCAGGCUGUGGAGGUGGCCAGAGUGGAACAGGACAGCUCUGAAAGUGGAGUUUCUGAGGAGCUGACUGGUUUCUGUGGCACCUCCAAUCUGCCCAGUUCUGUAGAGGAGAGCGUACAGAUCCCUCACUGUGAUGCGGAUACAAGCAGCGGCAUUCACAACGGCUUGGGGCAUUCGUCCAGCACCGCGCUGAAUGACCCCUCCACUAUCCCCGAGAGAGACCUCACAGACCAGGAAGCUUCCUCGGUCCGAGCCGGUGCAUCCGUCAGUCCGAGCCCUUCUUGCCUCAAUGAUGUCAAAGCUGCGGCCAUCAACUCCCCGUCCAAGCUGCUCAAGUUCCUGAAGAUCCCGUCAAUAGGGGACAAGGCCCAGCCACCAACCACGGCAGUUCGCCUGAGCCCGCAGCUCACACGCAACUCCAGAAUCCCAUGUCGCACCAACAACUACGAGGUGUACCACUCUCCGGUUCCUUCCCGCAGAGCCACCACCACGGAGAGGUGCAAGCAGCCCCCUCCCCCACCGUCCAGGUCCGAGUCCUACCCUGCUACRCACUCGGCACCGACCUCCCCUCCACAGCCUGAAGGUGUCUGCUCUCUGCCUCCUAAGGAAAUAAGCUACAGCAGUCUCUCUGCACCAAAAACCAGUGACAGCUCAAAGUUGGGAAAUCCAUCUGCUGCAUCCAUGGGUUCACCCAGAGCUUCCCAAAAGGUCCCCCAUUAUGAAAAUGUCUUGGAAAUGUCCACCACCAGAGAAAAAGAGCCAACCCAGGGUCUUGAGAAAAGAAGCACUAUUCCAUCUCAAGCAAAGGCAAACGGUGGUGAGAGGAAGCUUGUUAAGUCUUUACCAGAAAGUGUCCUGAAUCCUUCUCCUCAGCGAAAGCAGUCAUCUUCGUCUACGUCGGAGUCGACGUCUGAUGACGAGGAGGAUUCAGACAGUCCAGUGUGGGUCAACCAUCACAGUUUACCCARCACAGCCGCCCUCAACAAAGCUCAGAGCCAAGCAAGCUACCCAAGAACAAGAGACAAGCAUGAGAUGAACGUAAGGGAAGUCUCUCAGCCUCCGCCGCCUCCGRCCCGAAGAAGCGACUCCUCAUCCAUCCCCAAGAGGCCGAGCUCUGGGGCGGGUAGAUCCCAGGCUGACUCCAGUCACCACGCUUUCAAAGACAGACUGGCGGCGYUGGGCAAGCUAAGGAGUUCUGAGGAUUUACAAAUCAGGCCUGUUGACGCAGUGACUGAGGGCGCGCCUGGAGAGGAGAGGAGCAAGAUGGCAGAGAGAUCCUCAGAGGUCCAUAAAGAGGAGCAGAGGCAUUCAAAGUACCAAGACUCUUUAGAUAGUAAACCUAAAAGUAGCAGUGUUGGUCUGAAGUAUCCGGGUCCAUCUCAGAUGUACGAACAGACCGGGAAAUCUCARUCAGGUAAACAAGAACUGUGUGUGCCCAAACCUGAGGGCUCCAAGAGCAAAAUUGGGUUACCGUCCCCCAACACAGAUGCUCCCCAGGUUCUACGCAACAACAUCAAGUGUCCCGGUUCCCUGAAUCUGGCUUACAAUGUCAAAAGUGGCCCCCAGAGUAGCAACAGUCCUAACAAAAUUCCCCCGAAGUCGCCUUCCAAACCUUGCCAAGGCGUAUCUGUCCACCGGASCGGGAAGCCUUCGGAAACGCCGCGUUACUCAUCGAAGUCAGAGGAGAGGACAAAAAUCAGCGGGAAAGGAAAGAAGAAUCCAAUGUAUGGCGACAGCCUCCCCCCUCCUCCUCCCAGACCCCCGACUGAGGCGGAGAAGCCGUUACAGCAGCCGGCUCCCACUCCACAAUCUGCUAUUGAGCAAAAAGUGAUGAAGGGGAUCGAGGAGAACGUCCUAAAGCUUCAGGAGCAGGACCGCGGGGGCCAGAGCAGUGAAGUCAAGCAGAAAGCCUCAAACGGCAUCGCCAGCUGGUUCGGCCUGAAGAAGAGCAAGCUGCCCGCGCUGAGCCGCAAAACGGACGCCACCAAGGCAAAAGACGAGAAGAAGGAGUGGAAGAUAAACAUCCCCUCAGUGGGCAGGGACUCCAAAAUGGCCAGUAGAUGCAAAGAAGGCGUGGAAGGAUUGAACAUCUCGACUCUGAUGGAGAAGGCUGAGGGCCUGAGGAGGGCCCUGGAGGAGGAGAGGGCCUACGUGGAGAGGUCCGGCAGGGGCCACUCCUGUGAGGUGGUGAUGGACCAAGCUCAGGGACAGCUGGCUGUGAUGUACAGAGGGGGGCGCUCUGACAACUUCAUGCAACAGCUGCUCAACAGAGUGGAUGGGAAGGAAGUGAUCAGUCUGCCGCAGCGCCGCCUCUCGUUCGACUGCAAGACCUCCAAGCCGGUGUUCACUCAGCAGACCGGCGUCAUCAGUCACACCACCAGUCAUGACGACAUGGAGAAGGGAUCAGACAGAAUCAGCAAAAUCACAUCAGACGAAAACCUCGCAGAUCCAGUUCACUCUCAGCACUUUGCAGGUUCCGGUGCUUCCACCUACACCCUGGACAGCGGCAUCGGUACGUUCCCUCUUCCCGACUGCAGCAGCGGAGCCGCGGGUCGGGGCCCGUCCAAGGGGCGGGCGGGGGCCGAGCAUCACUCCGCCGGGUCCCCGGGUCGAUCCGGGCGGCGGGCCCGAACCCUGGACCGGGAGCUGACGUCGCAGGAGGAAUGCUUCACGUCGCACAAGCAGCUGAUUCCCACCAUCCAGUACUGCUCCAUGCUGGAGGGGAGGAGCUCCGCCGGAGUCGUACGUGAAGAUAAAGAGGCACACGGAGCAAACGUGUUCUCUCCUCGCUCCAAGACCUGGACGUUCCCCAAUCUGAAGACUCCAGCCGGACCUGCAGAGGUUUACCUGGCCGUGGAGGAAGAGGAGGAAGAGGAAGACGCAGUAACGUUUGGAUCCCCGUUCAGAGGGAACGUGAAAGCCGGCGGCCCGUCCUCCAGUCGAGUGGUGGACCCGGGCAGCCUGCCCGUCCCGGCCCAGUCCGGGUUGAGCCGGAGGGGGAAGACGCGCGCGCCCAGCGUCCCCGAGAUGAGCCGGGAGGCGGGGCUUGAGCUGCUCAGGGAGCGGCCAGAGGAGGCGCUCUCCCCGAGUCGCCCCCAGGUCCUGGAAACGCCCGAGUCUCUGAGCGACUCGCUGUACGACAGUCUGUCAUCCUGCGGCAGCCAAGGGUGAUGGCAGAGGGGGCCGGCGGGGGGCAGAGGCCCCAUCUGUUCACUCUGAUGAUACAACGGCGUAUUGGGGCCAUCGUAGAUGGAGAAGAUAAAAGGACAAGUUCAUUUCCACCAAAAAAAAAAACUCCGAAAUUUUGAGAUUAAUCUCAGAAAUUGUCUAGAAUAAACUUAGAACUUCUGAGUUUGAAGAGUCAAAAAUUUUCUAGGAAAAAUAAAAUAAAAUUGGUUCUCAGAAAUAUUCUAGAAUAAACUUGGAAACUAAAACAUUUUUA
This is a messenger RNA of Poecilia reticulata (guppy), 7651 nucleotides long. It is a transcript of the gene nckap5l, whose product is annotated as NCK-associated protein 5-like. Gene Ontology annotation, cellular component: microtubule plus-end. Gene Ontology annotation, biological process: microtubule bundle formation; microtubule depolymerization. The record is from RefSeq and is a predicted model, not a curated record. NCBI's taxonomy places the organism in Eukaryota, Metazoa, Chordata, Actinopteri, Cyprinodontiformes, Poeciliidae.